AUGGACAACCCCAUAAAUGAAGAACAUGGUUCCACCUACUCCAGCCAGACCAGUGCCGUGUCAACCCCAGUAGAAGCCAAGGGGCUGGUGGGAUGGGGCAAGCCAGACUGGUCCUUGCUCUGGCCGGAUGUGUUCUGCGACUUCAACGGCAAGAAGUACAGCCCAGGCGAGAGCUGGCACCCCUACCUGGAGCCGCAGGGGCUGAUGUACUGCAUCCGCUGCAGCUGCUCAGAGAAUGCCAACAUCAGGUGUUACCGGAUCCAGUGCCCAGCUCUGCAGUGUGCCAGCCCUGUCACGGACCCGCAGCAGUGCUGUCCGCGGUGUCUCGAGCCACAUUCCCCUUCUGGCCUCCGGGCACCCAUCAAGUCGUGCCAGUACAACGGGACGACGUACCAGCAAGGCGAGAUGUUCACCACCAGCGAGCUCUUUCCCAGCCGCCAGCCAAACCAGUGUGUGCAGUGCAGCUGCUCCGAAGGCCAGAUUUACUGUGGCUUGGUGACCUGUCCGGAGUUGCUGUAUGGCUCCCAUGAGAAGUCCACGGAAGAGGAACCCCUGCAGUUAAACAGAGGUGUUAGGCACUCGCAAGACCAGUGCUUGGGGGAAGCAAUGGGCCGGAAGCCACCUGGAUCCACCGUGUCCACUGUUCUCACUUCUUCCCUGGAGUUCAUUCCCAGGAGCUUCAAACCCAAGGGAGGAGGUAGCACCACCGUGAAGAUCGUCUUGAAAGAGAAGCACAAGAAAGCUUGUGUUUACAACGGGAAGACCUAUUCCCAUGGGGAAGUGUGGCACCCUGUCUUCCGGCUCUACGGCCUCCUGCCCUGCAUCCUCUGCACUUGCAGAGAUGGUGUCCAGGACUGUCAGAAGAUCACAUGCCCCAAGGAGUAUCCAUGUGACUAUCCAGAGAAAGUUGAUGGGAAAUGCUGUAAAAUAUGUCCAGAAACCAGCGUCAAACCCACCGAUGAAAUAAUCACCACCCGGUGUGGCAAGAACCCCAACCGCGUCCUGGUGUACAUGUUCGUGCCGCCGAGCUCGGAGACCUCCAAGGAGAUCCUCAGGACGAUCGCAAUAGAGAAGGAGCCUGCAGAAGAGGUGGAAAUCUACAACUGGAAGCUGAUUAAAGGGAUAUUUCAUCUGAUACAGACCAAGAAGAUCAGCAAACGGGAAUUCAAGCAAGAAGCUCAGAACUUCAGGCUGAUCACCAGGACGAACGAAGGUCACUGGAACAUCUUCCGAGCCCAGACGUCAGAGCUGAGGAUGACAGAGAGCCCAGAGAAAGAAACAAAGAACUUGUAAAGAAUAAAAAAAACUUUCACCUAGCUAUUGAUUUAUCUACACACCCCCCCACAUACACACCUACACGUAUAUAUGACAAGAAACCCCAAAAGUCGCAUUAUUACAUAGACUGCCACCGCAAUAAAGGACGCACUAGUGUAAAUGACAGAAAAUCCAGCGAACGAACCCAACGGAACC
Eurypyga helias (sunbittern) is the source of this 1470-nucleotide messenger RNA. RefSeq names its product chordin-like 2 (gene CHRDL2). Gene Ontology annotation, molecular function: protein binding. Bases 1 to 1293 code for a protein of 430 amino acids. The record is from RefSeq and is a predicted model, not a curated record. NCBI's taxonomy places the organism in Eukaryota, Metazoa, Chordata, Aves, Eurypygiformes, Eurypygidae. The transcript has 11 exons.